ACGAGAAGGCCGUUUAAUCUCAAAUACACCUAUAUAUCUUCCUUAUAUGGAGAUUGAUCAUCUCAAUACACUUCAUCUCGAUACUUUGUCACCCUGAAACCCGACCCAAUAUAAAAUAUUAGUUAGAUUGGAUCAAUUAGUGUAGCAUUUUACUCGAGUCAUCGUCGGCCUAUUCUUGAAGGACAAGAAAUCAUUCCCAAUUUUUCAAUCAUUCGUCCUUCCAAAACCCUAUAAUUCGAUUUCAUAUAUUUGUCUAGAUUUUUUCAUCCUCGUAAACCUCGCUCACCGAUCAAUGUAGAUCAAGAAACUCAAAGCAGGAAAGAUUGGGUCAUCCAUACGCAUGAUAAAUACUUCUUCAAUAUAAAUUCAGCUUAUUAAAGUAAAGAUGGUGAAGCUGACGAUGAUUGCUCGUGUCACUGAUGGCCUUCCUCUAGCGGAAGGACUUGACGAUGGCCGUGAUAUGCAGGAUGCGGAGUUCUAUAAACAACAAGUUAAGGCUUUGUUCAAGAACCUUUCAAGAGGUCAAAAUGAAGCGUCCCGGAUGUCUGUUGAAACUGGCCCAUACAUCUUCCACUAUAUCAUUGAAGGGCGGGUAUGUUAUUUGACAAUGUGUGACCGUGCUUAUCCGAAGAAGCUUGCCUUCCAAUACCUUGAAGAUCUUAAGAAUGAAUUUGAGCGUGGUUAUGCGAGUCAAAUCGAAACUGCAGCAAGACCUUAUGCCUUUAUAAAAUUCGACACAUUUAUACAAAGGACUAAGAAAUUGUACCAGGACACGAGGACUCAAAGGAAUAUUGCCAAGUUGAAUGAUGAACUUUAUGAAGUACACCAAAUAAUGACUCGUAAUGUGCAGGAAGUUCUUGGUGUUGGUGAAAAGUUGGACCAGGUGAGUCAAAUGUCAAGCCGUUUAACCUCAGAAUCUCGCAUCUACGCUGACAAAGCAAGAGAUCUAAAUCGGCAGGCCUUGAUCCGGAAAUGGGCUCCUGUUGCAAUUGUCCUUGGAGUAGUUAUCCUACUCUUCUGGGCCAGAAAGAAGAUAUGGUGAUGAUUGCUUCUUUUGUCUGAGAAACCAUGAUUAAAUUAAUUGUUGUUAUUUAAGAAAGAAUUAUUCAAGGUUAGAUAUUAGUUGGAAGGCAAGUGUAUUAGGUAAGUAAAAGAAACCUUUGUGUGGGAAAUAUUGACAGAGAGAAUUUGUUGUGGAAUUUAUACAGAAAUUUGUUUUGGUGGUGUUACUACUUUAAUUAAAUGAUGGUUUGGACUUGA
This is a messenger RNA of Cynara cardunculus var. scolymus (artichoke), 1260 nucleotides long. Its product is annotated as 25.3 kDa vesicle transport protein. The coding region runs from base 386 to 1042 and encodes 218 amino acids. Gene Ontology annotation, molecular function: SNAP receptor activity. The transcript has 6 exons. Gene Ontology annotation, cellular component: Golgi membrane; endoplasmic reticulum membrane; ER to Golgi transport vesicle membrane. Gene Ontology annotation, biological process: vesicle fusion with Golgi apparatus; endoplasmic reticulum to Golgi vesicle-mediated transport; retrograde vesicle-mediated transport, Golgi to endoplasmic reticulum. NCBI's taxonomy places the organism in Eukaryota, Viridiplantae, Streptophyta, Magnoliopsida, Asterales, Asteraceae. The record is from RefSeq and is a predicted model, not a curated record.